Molecule: messenger RNA, 1382 nt
Organism: Setaria italica (foxtail millet)
Lineage: Eukaryota; Viridiplantae; Streptophyta; Magnoliopsida; Poales; Poaceae
Product: beta-sesquiphellandrene synthase
Exons: 6
Coding region: 27-1382 (451 amino acids)
Molecular function (GO): magnesium ion binding; terpene synthase activity
Source: RefSeq, a predicted model, not a curated record
UAAACUGUCCCAGCCGAGCCGUUGCAAUGGCCAUCUGCAGCGCCGCCGCCACCGCUCCGGUGACGCAGUCGGCGGCGGAGGACUGUCGCCGGCAGUACGGCCCCAGCGUGUGGGGCGACUUCUUCAUCUCCUACGAGCCGUGCACGCCGGAGGAGCUCCUGUCCAUGCAGGAGAAGGCGCGCGCCUUGAAGGAGGAGGUGAGGCGGAUCGUGCUGGCUGCCGCCGCCGCCGCCGCCGCCUCCGACGACCACGACCUGGUGCGGAAGCUGGAGCUCGUCGACGCUCUGCAGCGGCUCGGAGUGGAUUACCACUUCAAGAAGGAGAUCGAUGUCUUGCUGCUUGCUGUUUACGGCGACGAGGAUGGAGGAUCUAACGACCUCUACGUCGCCUCCCUGAGGUUCUAUCUGCUCAGGAAGCAUGGGUACAUCGUCAGUUCCGAUGUGUUUCUCAAGUUCAGAGAUGAGCAAGGACACAUUUCGAGCGACGAUGUCGGCACCUUGACGACGCUGUACGAUGCCGCGCAUAUGAGGGUUCAUGGGGAGGACAUACUCGACAACAUCAUCGCCUUCAAUAAGAGCCGCCUCCAGUCUCUGCUGAUGAAAGCAAAUUUGGAUCCAGCUCUACUAGAGGAGGUAAGGGUGACAUUGGAGACAACUCGAUUCAGGAGGGUCGAGAGAGUGGAAGCGAGGCGCUUCAUCUCGGUGUACGAGAAGAAGGCGGUGCGAGAUGAUACCAUACUGGAGUUUGCAAAGCUCGACUACAACAUCGUCCAAGUUGUCUACUGCAACGAGUUGAAAGAACUUACUAUAUGGUGGAAGGAUCUCCGAUCACGGGUGGAUCUGACCUUUUCAAGGGAUAGAUUGGUGGAGAUGCAUUUUUGGAUGAUGGGGAUUGUUUAUGAGCCUCAUUACUCGUAUGCACGGAUAAUGCUUACAAAGCAGGUCCUAUUUAUGGCGUUGUUGGAUGACAUCUAUGACAACUAUAGCAGCACAGAGGAGAGCAACAUCUUUACCUCGGCCCUAGAGAGGUGGGAUGAAAAGGCCGCGGAACAAAUCCCAGAAUACCUGAGGCCCUUCUUCACAAAUGUGAUUCGCUGUACCGAUAAGGUCACAGGGGAGUUAAAACUUCAGAAUAACAAGCAUGCCGAGGUGGUAAAAGAAAUGGCACUUCACGUUGCCAAAUCCUACCACGCUGAGGUCACAUGGCGUGAUGAACACUACGUACCUGCCGAUGUUGACGAGCAUCUGCAGAUCUCGUUGGGAAGCAUUGCAGCUAUGCAAACCGUCGUCCUCACCUUCGUUUCUCUUGGAGAUGUGACUACUAGAGAGGCGAUUGACUGGGCUUUGACCUAUACGAAAAUCGUCAGAGUCGGCAAACACUAG